Messenger RNA from Epinephelus fuscoguttatus (brown-marbled grouper), 1208 nucleotides. It is a transcript of the gene pnhd, whose product is annotated as pinhead. The transcript is spliced from 7 exons. The record is from RefSeq and is a predicted model, not a curated record. Lineage: Eukaryota; Metazoa; Chordata; Actinopteri; Perciformes; Serranidae. The coding region runs from base 3 to 959 and encodes 318 amino acids.
CCAUGGAUGUACCCCGGCUAUUUCUUCUCCUCCUGUGUGCCCUCCACCUGACCUUGACCAGAGUGUUGAGCAAACACAUAGAUCACAGAAACCUGGUCAGGCAGAGACUGUGCUGCAAAAGACAGAGCCACUUUGUCUACAUUGGACAAGACAUCUCUGGGAGUCCUGUCAGUGUUGAUGUGGGAAUGUGCAGGUCUCACUGUGGGGGAACAUCCAGGCCGUCACAUGAGGCAGGACCGCAGGAUUACUCCAAACAUUCCUCAAUGCUGGAAUUUCUCAGGAGCAAGAAACUGAGAGCGCCCGGCCCUGCAGCUCCAGAGAGCCCGGGACCGCUGAACCAGCUGCCCUCCUGCGGGAUGAACCAGGUGUGUGAGCCGACCGGGAUGCGUGUGGACCGGCUACUGCUGCUGGAGGGACCCCGGGAGGUGGAGGUCAUCGAGGAGUGCCACUGUGAGAUCAAGCCGACCCAAUGCAUCCGCGUCCCGGCACUGAGGACUUACUACUUCGAGACUCCCUAUGAGACAGUCAUCGACGUGGGAGGAUGCUCCAAAUCCAAGGGCUCACCAGAGGGAUUUUCUUGUGUCCCCACCAAGUUUGACUCUGCAUUGGUGGAAACCCCCAACAAAGUGGACGUCAUCCAGACAGUGGCGGCCUGUGAGCUGAAGGAAAGCUGCUACAGAGUCCCAUACGUGGAGUAUUACUAUGAAAUAGUCCAACAUGCAGAUGGAAUCAAAGAGGAGAGGCUCAAAGAAAUAGAUGUGGGCAGAUGUUUGGGAGGCUGCACUACAGGAAACCGCUGCCUUCUCAGGAGUCCAGCUGAUCCAGCAAUCUGCCACUUAUGGGCGGAAAGACAGUCCAGCUCCUGUGUUCCUCAGGGCUACGAGAGCCACAGCUUCCUCAACCAGCAUGGGCAGAUACGCACAGUCCUCUCCAUCACUUCCUGCCUUUGCCAAAACUGAACACUGCGCCCCCUACAGGAAAACAACCGCCAAUCUCUUCUCAGGAGUUGAAGUGUUUUUAUUCACAGUCCAAUGAUGACACCAUCAGAUACUAUAACAUUUGUUUAAGACCUUGCUGCCCCAAAGAUUUAUUGUAUUAUAUGUAAUAUAUGUAAAAAUGAUAAUUUUGUAAAUAAAUUUAAUACGAAAACCUGUAAGGAUUUGUCCUUGGACCACUGUACAACACUCAUCCUUUUUCUUUCUCUUAUG